Messenger RNA from Pseudopodoces humilis (Tibetan ground-tit), 1304 nucleotides. It is a transcript of the gene CRLF1, whose product is annotated as cytokine receptor like factor 1. Gene Ontology annotation, molecular function: cytokine receptor activity; protein binding. The record is from RefSeq and is a predicted model, not a curated record. Gene Ontology annotation, biological process: cytokine-mediated signaling pathway. Gene Ontology annotation, cellular component: external side of plasma membrane. Lineage: Eukaryota; Metazoa; Chordata; Aves; Passeriformes; Paridae.
GUGCCGGUGCGCUCCGCCGCCCCGGGCACCGACGGGCACCGGAGCAGGCCAUGCCGCCGCCGCCGCUGCUCCCGAUGCUCCCGCUGCUGCUCGUGCUCUGCCCGCUCCUGCCCCGCGCCGACCCGCUCUCCUACCCCGCCGUGAUUUCCCCCCAAGACCCCACGCUGCUGAUCGGUUCCUCGCUGGUGGCCACAUGCACGGUCAGCCCGGACUUUCCGCUGAAAGCCGAGGAUCUGUACUGGACUCUGAACGGGCGGCGCCUCCCGGCCGCGUCCUACGCUGCCCUGGGCCCCUCCACGCUCAGCGUGGCCCUCGCUCGCCUCAACGGCUCCAGGCAGCAGUCAGGGGACAACCUGGUGUGUCACAGCAGAGACGGCGGCAUCCUGGCCGGCUCCUGCCUUUAUGUUGGAUUACCCCCAGAAAAACCAGUCAACAUCACCUGCUGGUCCAAAAACAUGAAGGACCUGACCUGCAAGUGGGUGCCGGGGACAGAAGGGGAGACUUUCCUGCACACCAACUACACCCUCAAGUACAAGCGCAGGUGGUACGGCCAGGACAACACCUGCCAGGAAUACCACACGGCCGGGACCUACUCCUGCCACAUCCCCAAGGACCUGGCCCUCUUCACGCCCUACGAGAUCUGGGUGGAGGCGUCCAACCGCCUGGGGGUGGCCGUGUCCGACGUGGUCAUGCUGGACAUCCUGGACGUGGUGACCACGGACCCCCCGUCCGACGUGCACGUCAGCAGGGUGGGCGACCUGGAGGACCAGCUGAGCGUGCGCUGGAGCUCCCCGCCGGCCCUCAAGGAUUUCCUCUUCCAAGCCAAGUACCAGAUCCAAUACCGGGUGGAGGACAGCUCCGAGUGGAAGGUGGUGGAUGAUGUGGGCAACCAAACCUCGUGUCGCCUGGCCGGCCUGCGCCCCGGCACCGUCUACUUCGUCCAGGUGCGCUGUAAUCCCUUCAGCAUCUACGGCUCCAAGAAAGCCGGCAUCUGGAGCGACUGGAGCAACCCCACGGCCGCCUCCACCCCACGCAGCGAGCGAGUGGCGGGGGGCUGCGACCCCAAAGGGGGCGAGCAGAACACGACGCUGCGGCGGGAGCUGAAGCAGUUUUUCGGGUGGGUGAAGAAACACGCCUACGGCUGCUCCAACCUCGGCAUCAAACUCUACGACCAGUGGCGCGUGUGGCUGCAGAAAUCGCACAAAACACGCAACCAGGUUCUUCCCGGCGAUAAGCUGUAGCCCGCGGGGGAGCGAGCGCCGGCAGGAUGGGACGGGGCGCCCGGCGCCCACCCGGGACCGCCC